UUGGGUGUUAAAGUGUGUGUGUGUGUGUAUCCCAAAAUAUUCGUGGCGGAGGAUACUGUCCGCGUCCAGGAAGGAAAGUCAGGUCCAUCACUUUAGUCAACGGCGUCACCAUUGUCUAUGGCACGUUACUCUUUUUUUUUUUUUUGAAAAAAAAAUUAUUCUCAUAGGAGAUGAAACAAAUUGAAGAGGCUUGAAUUUCACUUUUUUUUUUUAAAAAAAAAAACAAUAUUGCUGUUUUGGCGAAUUGUAAUUAAUAGAAUAGUCAUUCACAUUACAUUCUAUUUUAUUUAAAAUAUCUAUAUAUUGAGGUGGAUUUGACAUCUGAUUGCGUUAAAAUAUCCUGGUUUGUGAUUGAGGAUUUGUUGUUAUUAAUUUUACCUUGUUGACUUUAGAUGGAAACUUUAUAUGCCUGCAAUUAUAUAGAUCCCAUCAUCCGUUUGAAAUAUCCUUGUUUGAUUUUAGAUGCAUUGUCCUGUGUGUUGCCGCAACUUUGAUUUUGUGAUAGUUUUUGGUUUUAUUUUCUUUUUUUUUUGAUAUUGUAGCGAGUAACAUUACAGUUGUGAAAGAAGUUGAAGCAAUAAUGGAUCCAGCAGCUUUCACUGUUGUGAGAUUUGUUGUAUCUGCCAUUCCAUUCUUGCUAUUUGCAUUGCAAGCAUAGGAUGAUGUUCGGACCCGUAGUGCAGUGAUAGAGUUGGGGUUCUGGGUUUGUCUAGGAUACCUAAGUCAGCACUUGGGCUGCACACAUCAGAUGCUGGUCGUGCAUCAUUUAUAUUAAUGUUCACUGUAAAUUUCUUGAUCAGCCUCUACGUUGUGUCUCAAUCCAAGGUUUUUUUUCUUGGUUUAGUUGGUAACUGUACUUAAAAGAUACAAAAUUGGGCAUAUGUUUUUGUGUAUAAAUUGAUUAGGUAAUUGUGGUUCCUUUGCUUGAUGGUAUGCUAGGAGCAACAGUUCCUGCACAUACCUGGUUUGGAGCUCUCAUGUCCAUUGGAGGCCUUGCAAUUCUGGAAUCCAGUGGAUCUCCUCCCAGUAACGGAACAUGUAUGGAGAACCACAAAUAGAAAGAACUUAUUACCUCUUCUUGGAUACAAGGUUUGGUGGUGUCCAAACUUGUGAUCCGCCAUCAUGGAAGUGGGAAAUGGUAUGGCAUUGGAUGACUGCAUUUCCAUGGAUACCGUCACUCUGCACUGGCAUAUUCUCAACUGGUUUGUGCUUAUGGAGAGAGCAUAAAGCAACAGAAACUGCAAUCAUUUAUGGUUUGGAGUCAGUCUGGGGUUCUGGAUUUACAUGGUUUCUUCUUGGUGAAAGGAUGGGGGCUGCUCCUGUGCUUGGUGGAAGCCUAAGGGUGCAUAUAUUUGGAUCAUCUUCUCUGUUGUAUCUGGAAAAUACGAAAAGAGAAGUGAGAAAGGUGAUCAUCUUCUCUGUUGUAUCUGCAUAUAUUUGGGCCGGUUCCAGAAAAGAUGUUCCCAACACAGUUAAGACACAGCAGUAACCCUCUCACUCACUCACUUCCCCCUCAAAUCUUGUAUCAUUUAUUUCUAAUGUAAUUGAAUUUAAUUAUAGUGUUUAAUUUGAAUUUAAUUAAUAAAUAAAUUAAAUUUAUAUGUUUAAAAGUGAUCAA
Populus trichocarpa (black cottonwood) is the source of this 1618-nucleotide messenger RNA. RefSeq lists its product as uncharacterized. The transcript is spliced from 5 exons. The record is from RefSeq and is a predicted model, not a curated record. The coding region runs from base 1037 to 1489 and encodes 150 amino acids. Lineage: Eukaryota; Viridiplantae; Streptophyta; Magnoliopsida; Malpighiales; Salicaceae.